Diachasmimorpha longicaudata is the source of this 1425-nucleotide messenger RNA. Its product is annotated as rhomboid-related protein 4-like. Gene Ontology annotation, cellular component: membrane. The record is from RefSeq and is a predicted model, not a curated record. NCBI's taxonomy places the organism in Eukaryota, Metazoa, Arthropoda, Insecta, Hymenoptera, Braconidae. Gene Ontology annotation, molecular function: serine-type endopeptidase activity. The coding region runs from base 193 to 930 and encodes 245 amino acids. The transcript is spliced from 2 exons.
GAAACAGUCAACGAGUCACUGUCUCGUCAGUGGUCAAAACACACUGGUUAUUUCGAGCAUUUUCUUUCACGCAAAAAUCCUAAACUGUCAAAUGCUCAGGUGUACGAACGCCAGUCGCAUUGACAGCAGUGUUCAGGUUUGGUUAAAGGAGUUGAUAGUGCACGAUCGUUGAUUUCAACCGUAAUUGUCAAGAUGAGACCGGCUAGGAGGAGACAGCAGGGGUUAGAGUACGGUUUGUACUUGUUGGGAAUGCAAGCCGUCAAUUAUGGGAUUGAUAAAAUUCCCCCGGUCACCCUCGCUGCGAUUGUCGGACAAGCUCUACUUUACAUCGGCGUAAUCCAGGUUCCCUGGAAUUCUGAGGAUGUCUGCAUAUCAGCAGUGAAGAUCUUGAAGUACAAAGACUGGAGGUCCUUUUUCAUGUCCAACUUCGAGCAUGGCUCGGACAUGCAUCUGUACUACAACAUGAUAUCGUUUAUUCUUAAGGGAGCCUAUCUGGAGCCCAUGUACAGCACAGCUAAUUUCGGGAUCCUUCUGGGGAUCCUCUCCACGGGGUGUAGCGCCAUGUACGUCGGCUUGUCCUACGCACUCACUCAGAUCACAGGGGAUUAUGGGUAUUUCACGACCUGUGCCAUAGGAUUCUCCGGAGUUCUGUUUGCCCUGAAGGUCAUCGUGGUCUGCGAGGAACACGACAGGCUCCAUGAAAUAGGGGGAUUCAGAGUCCCUAGUAAAUUUGCUGUCUGGGUGGAGCUGGUCAUGAUCCAUCUGCUCGUCCCUAAUGCUUCGUUCGUGGGGCAUCUUGGGGGCAUUUUGGUCGGGUGUUUGUAUUGUUACACCUCCAUUGGGACUUUCAUCGACUCCAGGAUCAAUUCCAUUACUGGGAAACCUAUUAUUCAUGAAGAGGCUUUCUACCGAAGAAGAUCUGUAUUUUGAAGCCGAUUUUCAGAAUAUUUGAAAAUAAAAGAUUGAACAGAUGGGUUUUUGUGGACAAGAAAAUCCAGGAUCGUGUUAAUUUUCUGACGUUAUAUUUUGAACACUGAAGAAUGCUAUGUAACGAACAGCUACGUCUCUUUUUAUCGAAGAAAUAAAUUGUGAAUAAGGAUUGGUGUUAAACAUUAAGAACAAAGGACAAAAGUUCCUUCCAUUAAAUCCAUAAAUGUUUUUAUACUUUAAUUUUAUUACUUGAAAGAAUUUUUCAAAAAUCUUCCAUAAAUGUAAUUCAAAGACUCUCAAUUUGUUAAACAAAAACAAUUAUCUCUUUUGUAAAAAAUAUAUUUAUAACACGACUUAGAACUAGUACAGAUGUAAACUAUUUACAGUGGAUUAGUUUACGGGAAUGAGUCGGUGUAUUUGGAGCCUGAAGAUACAACUGUGAUCAACUGAGUGUAGUGUUACUUAAUAAAAAAACAGCAUGAAAUUUUGAUAGAA